UGCUGGCUGGUUCUGUUCAGGCGUCAAGGAGGGGCCCAGUUCCCUCUGGGAAUGCAGCUCAUCCCCCCAAAAGAAGACUGCCUUCCCCUGCAUCAGUUAGGGCUCCAAGUGAGCUCUGGUCAAAAGCUGCUUUGAAGCCGGACCGCAGGGGCCAUGACCACCCUCUCUCCUGAAAACAGCCUCUCUGCCAGGUGGUCAGCCUCCUUCAUCCUGGUGAAGAGAAAACCACCCAUUGACAAGACGGAAUGGGAUGCCUUCUUUGAUGAGAACGGUCUGUUGGCCAAAUCACGAGACUCCAUUUGUGUUAACAUCCUGGAAAGGGGUCUGCACCCCUUGGUGAGGACAGAAGCCUGGAAGUUCCUCACGGGCUACUACUCAUGGCAGAGUUCCCAGGAUGAGCGGCUCACGGUGGACAGCACAAGGAGGAAGAACUACGAGGCCUUAUGCGAGAUGUAUGGAAAGAUUCAGCCCCUUCUGGAAAACCUGCACCGGAACUUUAUGGAGACUCGGAAUAACAUUGCAUAUGACAUUCAGAAACUCUACGACAAAGACCACCUAGGCAACGUCCUUAUCGACAAGAAGAGACUGGAGAAAAUCCUGCUCCUGAGUUAUGUCUGCAAUACCCAGGCAGAGUAUCAGCAGGGUUUCCACGAGAUGGUGAUGCUUUUCCAGCUGAUGGUGGAACAUGACCAUGAGACCUUCUGGCUUUUCCAGUUCUUCCUGCAGAAAACGGAGCACAGCUGCGUCAUCAACAUCGGAGUGGGCAAGAACCUAGACAUGCUCAACGACCUGAUCGACUUCUUGGACCCCGUGUUCGCUGAGCACCUAAGAGGGAGGGGUGCCGGGACCGUGCGGUCCCUCUUCCCCUGGUUCUGCUUCUGCUUCCAGCGUGCCUUCAAGUCCUUCGAAGAUGUCUGGAGGCUGUGGGAGGUUCUGCUGACGGGGAAGCCCUGCAGGAACUUCCAGGUGCUGGUGGCCUACAGCAUGCUGCAGAUGGUGCGCGAGCAGGUGCUACAGGAGAGCAUGACCAGGGAUGACAUCAUCCUGGCCUGCAACAACCUCAUUGACCUUGAUGCUGAUGUGCUGAUCUCUGCUGCCUGCUUGAUUUACGCUGAGCUCAUCCAAAGAGAUCUCCUGCCUCCCCAAGGAGACUGCACGGCCCGAGGACACGGCCCUCGCCCCUGGUUCCCUGUGUCCCUCCCAGUGGAUCAGGCACAGGACUGAGCACCCAGGGGUUCCGUAGAAUGUCACUAGCUGGACAAACGUGAAGAAUGAGCUCAACAGAACAAUGUCUGUCCACCUCAAUCUGCCAGAACCCUCCUCUUCCCCAGGCUCCUCAGCCGUUAAAGGAUUUCUUUCUCUGAAGACUCUCACGAUGGACAGAUGCCCUCAAAGGACAGAAGGAAGGUGGUGCUUCAACCAUGAAGUCUGACGGGGCGUUAGGGUGAGAGUGUAGGUAAUACAACUACAAGAGAAACAGG
Molecule: messenger RNA, 1481 nt
Organism: Felis catus (domestic cat)
Lineage: Eukaryota; Metazoa; Chordata; Mammalia; Carnivora; Felidae
Gene: TBC1D21
Product: TBC1 domain family member 21
Exons: 11
Coding region: 154-1224 (356 amino acids)
Biological process (GO): activation of GTPase activity
Molecular function (GO): GTPase activator activity
Source: RefSeq, a predicted model, not a curated record